AUGACAACAACACCAAAUGAAUUUUUACGAUUUGCAAAAGAAAUGGGUCUUGGUCAAAUAAAAUCAACUUCAUUAACACCAUUAUCAUUGUCAAAUACUAAUAAUAAUGGUUGUACACUAACUGGCUUAUCUGUACUUAAUAAUCUAUGUCAUCUUAUUGAAGAUAUACAUAAAUUAAGAAGUGAAAAUGAACGUUUACGUGCUCAUUUAGAAAUAAUUAAUCAAACUGAAAAUUUUCUAUUAAAAACAGACGAAAAUAUACAAUUAAUAAAUUCAAAACAAAGAAAAAAAAUAAUACGUUCAACAGUAUCAAUUCAUGAUGAUGAAGAUAAUUUAUAUGAAGAAAAAAGUUCAAGAAUAUCACCUUCAAAUUCAUUAAAAAUUAAACAAAAUAAUGGUUUAUCGAAUCUAUCCUUAACAAGUAAAGAACGACAAGGUGUAGAUUUUGUAAAUAAUCAUGAAGAUUUAUCAUCAAUGUCAGGUAUCGAUCAUGAUCAAUCGAAAAUAAUCGAUAAUAAUUUAGAUGUACCUAAUUCAACAAAUUGGAAUAGUCGAGUACGACAAGCAUUAAAAUUUUCACUUCGACGAAAACCAAAUUUACGAACAAAUUCUUUAUUAACACAUACGGAACGAACAAUUCCAGUUAUUAAUAUUUCAAAUGAAAAUGAUGAUAAUAAUAAUCAUGUACAAGAUAAUAUACAUGAAAAGAAAAAGAAAAAAUUUUUAAUAAGUACUAAUAGUCAACGAGUUCUAACGGGUGAAGAUAGUGAUCAAGAUGAUGAAUAUAUUGAAUUUAAUAGAGUAAAUCAUAAACGUGAACUUUAUAGAAGUAAUGCAGUUAAUUUAUCAAUUAAUGAACAACACGAUAUAUCAACAUCAAAUUUAAUUCAUCAUCCAUCGUCACUUGAUGAUGAUAGUUCAUUAAGUCGAAAACCAUCUAAAAUUGCUCAUUAUGGACGUAAAUUACGUUCAAAACUUGAUACAGUUAAAAAACAAUUUAGUGAACCAAAUCCAUCUUCAUCAUCACAUCCAUUAAUUCGUUUACAUGGAUCAACAUUUGAUGAUAUUGGAUAUGGAUUAAAUCAUGCAUUACUUACAGCUAAAUUAGCUCCGGCAAUGACAAAAUCUUAUCAACAAAAAAUGCGUGAAUGGCAACUAAUGCAAAAAAGUAAUUUUUUAGUAGAUUAUCGUCGACAAUCAAUAACAAAUAAACUUGAAUUAAAUAAUAAUUAUCAAAAACCAUUAAUAAUGUCUAGAAUAAAUGAAACAUCUAUUAAAUCACAACAAUCAUCAUUAAUAAAUAAAUCAAAUAAUAAAAUUGAAACAAAUAUAUUAUCAUUAAGUCCUAUUUUAUCAUCACAUCAACGAACAUUUCUUGUACAUCAAUGGCGUGAAAUAAUGUCUGAAGAAAUUUUACUUCAUCAUUAUAAUGAAUAUUUACAAAAUAAAAUUGAAAAAUUAAAACAACUUGAAACUAAUUUAAAAUCUUUAAAAACAAAUAUUUUUUGUACAAAUAAUCAAGAUUAUUUAUUAAGACAUCGUUCAUUAACAAAUAUUGAACAAUUUAAUUAUAAUUUAUUAAAUCAAUAUAAACAAACAUAUGUACCUAGACGUUGUCAUUCAUUUCAAUCAUUAAUAACAAUGCCUACUUCAUGGAUAUUAGCUGUACAAAGUGCAGCUUAUUCAGAUAUAUUAGAUGGUACAUCAAAAACAAUAACUAAACCAACAAUAAUAUAUAAUGAAAAUUUUUUUAAUCAAUUAAAUCAUUUUAAAAAAGAUCGACAACAUUUUGAACAAGAUGUAAUAAAAGAUUUACAAACAAUUAGACAUUCAAUAACAAAUAUUUCACAUGAAGAAAAUAUAAAUAAUAAACGAUUAAAUCAACAACAAAUAAAAAUUCCUUUAAAUCGUGUAUGUCUACGUAAAUUAUCACUUAUAACACCAAAUGAAAUAUCUCAAACAAUAACAUCAAAUUCAAUGAUACCAUUACAAACAACAAUAACUAAAUUAGAAUCAUCAAUUCAUAUUGAUCAUUUAUCAACACCAACAAAUAGUGAACCAGAUCCACCAAGUUUACCAUCAUCAUCAAUAGCACUUAAUAAACGUUCAAAACGUUCACGUUUUGAUUUAAAAAAAACUUUACAACGUAGUAAAAGUAUAUGUAUGACACAAUUUAAUUCUUGGCUUCAACGUCAUCGACAACAACAUUCAUCUUUACCAAGACGAAAAUCAGCUAUUGAUUCAAAAACAUCAAAAGAAAUAAUAUCAUCAACAUGUUCAACACCAAAAUUAUUUGGUUCACCUCGUUUAGCUCGUAUUCAUAAUAGAAUAUUUAAACAAAAUCCAUCUUCUUCUUUACCAUUACCAUCAUCAUAUCAACAAUCAUUACAAUUAACAGAACUUCAAUCAUCAUCAUCAUCACCAUCACCACCAUUACCAACACAAAUAUUUGAUGAUUCUGAUGAACAAUUUCAACAAAAAGAACCACAAGUUCGUAUUUAUUUACCAGCUCGAACAUCAUCAAUAAUUCGUCAUGUACGAAUUACUGAUGAAAAUCUUAUAGCAGAUAAUAAUAUUAAUAUUCCACCACUAUUAAAAAUAUCAUCACCAAUAUUAAAUCGACGAAAUUUAUUAUCGUCAACGAAAAAUAAUAAUAAUAAUAACUAG
Molecule: messenger RNA, 2667 nt
Organism: Rotaria sp. Silwood1
Lineage: Eukaryota; Metazoa; Rotifera; Eurotatoria; Philodinida; Philodinidae
Source: the annotation of a GenBank genome assembly